AUGCUCUCAUUCACUCUUCGGGCGAUCUUUGCACAUCUACUCUUUGCAGUUGCAGCUUCUGCUAGUUGCAAAUCCUCUCCCAAUAAUUCGAGCUGGCCUUCUGCAAACGAAUGGCGGGCACUCAACCAGUCCAUACAGGGGACCCUCAUAAGAACUGCCUCUGCAGCCUCAUCAUGCUACCCUAGAAAUCCAUUUGGUUCCCCCGAUAACUGUACUGUUGUGAAGAACCAUUGGACCUAUGUCUCAUACCAUUCCGCCUGGCCUGAGAGUGUCGACUACCCAAUAUAUACCAACAACUCUUGUCUACCCCAGGGGGCGACUGGAUACACCAAGGAUAAAGGGUGCGAAAUUGGUGGCUUGCCGCAGUAUACCGUGAAUGCCACGACGGAGAUGCAGAUUGCUACUGCGCUGAAGUGGGCUUCUAGCAGGAACAUUUGUGUAGUUGUCAAGGGGACAGGGCAUGAUCUCAAUGGCCGUGGAAAUAAGUGGGGAUCUGCCAACUUCGCUGCACAUACCGUGCACAGGGCUAUCGUAGGCGGCGAAGACUCUACAGUUAGUUUGGGUGGUUUGAUACAAAACGGUGGCCAUGGGUGGCUGUCAAGCCAUUAUGGUCUUGCGUCGGACCAGGUAUAUCAGGUCACUGUCAUCACCACUGAUGGUAGGCACCUUGUUGCCAAUGCAGCGCAGAACGAGGAUCUUUUCUGGGCUGUUCGCGGCGGUGGAGGAGGACAGUUUGGCGUGGUGACCGAGUUCGUUCUGAAAACUUACCCAGUACCUGAGAACAUGGUCACGGGAGGGUUUCCUUUCCAUGCAGCUUCCCAGUCCAACACCAGCGAAAGUGCUUCUUGGAGUGCUAUGGCCCACCUUGCUUCUCUCAUUCCCAAUAUCAUGGAUACUGGUCUCACAGGCAGCGUGUCCGCAUUUACGGGUGAACAGGCCGUGGCGCUGAUUGGUCUAGAUCAAUCCGCUCCAGGGGUCGCUGCGUCUGUGAGUCUGACUGGGUUUAACAUGACUACUCGUGGAAUAAACGCUACUAUCAACAAUCUAGUUGCUCAGAUAGCCAACAGCACGCAAGGGAGCUAUUUGAACUUUGCUUUGACAGCACCAAAAUCUAAGGGUUACUACGCCCACACUGGCUCUAGCACCGGUGCUGGGGCUGUCAGCUUGCUCACCAGUCGCCUCUUAGGCCGACAGGAACUCUCCGACAUUGCCAAAGACGACCUAAUCCAAUACCUUCAACAAAUUCUCGUUUCUCAGGGCUCCACUGGAUCGAUGCUACUCUUCGGUCUACAAUCAGGGCUUAGGCCCGCUAACGUCCCAGAAGAAAUGCGUGGAAGUGUGCUUCCAGCCUGGCGUCAAGCCUAUGCACAUGUCAAGACUUAUGGGGCAUUGAUAAACGCCACUGGUGAUCCAAGCGAGUCCCUCAAAUCAGGAGCUGAAUACUACGAGACAGUCAAAGAGCCUGUAUGGAGGAAAUGGGCUCCAAAUACAGGUGCCUACAUGAAUGAGGGGAACCCAUUUAGCACUACGUGGAAGCAGGAUUUCUAUGGUGAGAACUACGAUAAGCUUCUUGAAAUCAAACGUAAGUAUGACCCCAGUGAAAGUUUGUUUAUCUGGAGUGGUCUUGGUAGUGAUAUGUGGAACUACGACCUGAGAAGCGGAUUGCUGUGUCGGACAUCCUAA
This is a messenger RNA of Penicillium expansum, 1683 nucleotides long. RefSeq names its product putative isoamyl alcohol oxidase. The record is from RefSeq and is a predicted model, not a curated record. Lineage: Eukaryota; Fungi; Ascomycota; Eurotiomycetes; Eurotiales; Aspergillaceae. The transcript is spliced from 2 exons. Bases 1 to 1683 code for a protein of 560 amino acids. Gene Ontology annotation, molecular function: oxidoreductase activity; flavin adenine dinucleotide binding.